AUGCCCGACGAGGAGAGACUCCGGGAGCUGGGGGUGUUCCGUCUGGAGGAGAGAAGGGCGAGGGGAGACGGGACAGCCGGGUUUAAAGAUCUGAAGGGGCGUCAUGUGGACGAGGGAACUCGCUUGUUCUCCGUGGCUCCAGAGACUGGGACACGGAGGAAUGGAUUGAAACGAAGAGAAAAGCGAGUCCACCUGAACAUCAGGAAGAUCUUCCUGACGGCAGAGGAGAAAUGGAGGCGCAGGACCCAGGAGGAACUGGACCUGGCAAGAGAGCAAGGAAAGGCCCCCAUCCUGGCCAAGCUGGCUGAACAGAGCUGGGGUCCAUCCAUGAAGAUGGAAGCUGAGUUCUGUGAGAUGGAAAGAGCUCCUUCAGAGGAAGGGCAGCUGGCCCGAGCCCAAGAGCGCGCCCAAGGUGCCCUCUCCUGCGGUAGCGAAGAGACAGUGUUCAGCCAUUCUCUUUGCAGAGGUGUGGAAACUGCUACUGUACCUCCAGUCCAGUGUGGAAAGUACUUCAAAUACAGAUCACACCUUCUUGUACACCAAAGAGUACACACAGGAGAGAAACCUUUUGAAUGCUCAGAGUGUGGAAAGAGAUUCAGUCGCAGUGGCAAUCUUCUAGAGCAUCAAAAAACCCACACAGGGGAGAAACCUUUUGAAUGCUCAGAGUGUGGAAAGAGAUUCAGUCGCAGUCACCAUCAUCAAGAGCAUCAAAAAACCCACACAGGGGAGAAACCUUUUGAAUGCUCAGAGUGUGGAAAGAGAUUCAGUCACAGUGGCAGUCUUCAAGAGCAUCAAAGAACCCACACAGGGGAGAAACCUUUUGAAUGCUCAGAGUGUGGAAAGACAUUCAGUCGGAGUGGUGAUCUUCAAAGGCAUCAAAGAACCCACACAGGGGAGAAACCUUUUGAAUGCCCAGAGUGUGGAAAGAGAUUCAGUCGGAGUGGCACUCUUCAGCAGCAUCAAAGAACACACACAGGGGAGAAACCUUUUGAAUGCUCAGAGUGUGGAAAGACAUUCAGUCGGAGUGGUGAUCUUCAAAGUCAUCAAAGAACGCACACAGGGGAGAAACCUUUUGAAUGCUUAGAGUGUGGAAAGAGAUUUAGUCAAAGUAGCAAUCUUCAACAGCAUCAAAGAACCCACACAGGGGAGAAACCUUUUGAAUGCUCAGAGUGUGGAAAGAGAUUCAGUCGCAGUGGUGAUCUUCAAAGUCAUCAAAGAACCCACACAGGGGAGAAACCUUUUGCAUGCUCAGAGUGUGGAAAGAGAUUUAGUCAAAGUAGCAAUCUUCAAAAGCAUCAAAGAACCCACACAGGGGGGAAACCUUUUGAAUGCUCAGAGUGUGGAAAGAGAUUCAGUCAGAGAGGCCAUCUUGAACAGCAUCGAAGAACCCACACAGGGGAGAAACCUUUUGAAUGCUCAGAGUGUGGAAAGACAUUCAGUCGGAGUGGUGAUCUUCAAAGUCAUCAAAGAACCCACACAGGGGAGAAACCUUUUGAAUGCUCAGAGUGUGGAAAGAGGUUCAGUCAGAGAGGCACUCUUCAACGGCAUCAAAGAACACACACAGAG
Molecule: messenger RNA, 1566 nt
Organism: Euleptes europaea (tarantolino)
Lineage: Eukaryota; Metazoa; Chordata; Lepidosauria; Squamata; Sphaerodactylidae
Product: zinc finger protein OZF-like
Exons: 6
Biological process (GO): regulation of transcription by RNA polymerase II
Cellular component (GO): nucleus
Molecular function (GO): RNA polymerase II cis-regulatory region sequence-specific DNA binding; DNA-binding transcription factor activity, RNA polymerase II-specific
Source: RefSeq, a predicted model, not a curated record